This is a messenger RNA of Ceratitis capitata (Mediterranean fruit fly), 596 nucleotides long. RefSeq names its product pupal cuticle protein Edg-78E-like. Gene Ontology annotation, cellular component: chitin-based extracellular matrix. The transcript is spliced from 2 exons. Gene Ontology annotation, molecular function: structural constituent of chitin-based larval cuticle. Bases 75 to 596 code for a protein of 173 amino acids. The record is from RefSeq and is a predicted model, not a curated record. Lineage: Eukaryota; Metazoa; Arthropoda; Insecta; Diptera; Tephritidae.
CGCUAAUCAGCAUCAAAUCGAUUUAGUAACUGCAAAAGCAAACCUCCACAUUUGUAAGAAGAAACCACUUAAAAAUGUACAAGUUCAUCCUUAUUGCCACCACCGCUGCCGCACUGGUUUGCGUUGCACAUGCCGGCAUUAGUCCCACCGCUCAUGCGGAGAUACUCAAGCAUGAUAGUCAGUUGAAUGUGGAUGGUAGCUAUAAAGUGGAUUACUCGACCUCGAAUGGUAUUGCCGUGCAGGAGGAUGGCUUCGGCGGUCAUCAUGCUAGCGGUGGUUUCUCGUAUUACUCGCCAGAGGGUGAACUCAUCCAACUUUCAUAUUUGGCCGAUGAAAAUGGUUUCAAGCCACAGGGAAAUCACUUGCCCACACCUCCACCAAUUCCUCCACAAAUCCUCAAAUCCUUGGAAUACAUUCGUCUGCAUCCAUAUGAUGAGGAAUCUGCCCACCGUCAACAUCAUCAACAGCAACAGCAACAACAACAGUAUCGUCCACAGCCACAAGCUCAUCCUCGUCAUCAACAAUUUCAACAUGUUGCAGCGUCCAGCCACCAAGUGAAAAGCUUGCAACGUCCCACUCAACGCAGACACUUUUAA